Molecule: messenger RNA, 1782 nt
Organism: Nakaseomyces glabratus
Lineage: Eukaryota; Fungi; Ascomycota; Saccharomycetes; Saccharomycetales; Saccharomycetaceae
Gene: TAH11
Product: Tah11p
Source: RefSeq, a predicted model, not a curated record
AUGGUCUCUCUCAGGGUUGGUGGGGGUUUAACCAUGGAUAGAGUGCCUGUGAUUGAUCUGGAUGAAGUGUCUGACGACGUGGCGUUGCAAAAAGUGCUGAGGAGCAUACUGUUGGGCCACGAUACGUUCUUGCUGAAGAACUAUGCGAACCGGGAGAAGCUCGACUUGGAGCUUAGCCAGCUCUCGCCGAUUGAUGUCUCGCAAGGGUUUGACUCGAACUUCACCGGUGCGCUGCAGUUGGAAGACGACGUGGUCCUGGAACAGUACAUCGCUACCACGGACGCUGCGUUCAAGUUUGCGAGGGAGGCGAAGGACCCGAUGUUGAGGAAAGUGAGCUCUAGGCUGCUGAAAGUGUUGAUGUACUUCUCACAGCUGUGUCUAAGGAGUCUUGAUAUCAACGGAGUUACAUUGGAUGAUUCCCAUCACUCGACAAAGCUGGUUCGUUACUACCACCCAACUGAAGUUGAGAAAGCAGUGUUACCUGACGGGUCUGACUUGGAGUUUGAGUACGAAGCAUCAGAGUUCAACACUGUGAGAACACCAGGGAUCUUGUCUGUCAUACCCGUGGCUAGAAAUGUACGAGUGAAACCAUCCACUAUGAGCAACGAUGAAAACGUAUGGAUCACUAUAGAUGAACCCGAUUGUCUUCUGUUGCAUACCGGCGAGCUAUUGGCAAAGGAGUCUCGCCACAUGCACUCCACAUCGCCACUACAGAUUAAUAUGAAGAAGAACGUCGUCCAAUUGACUUUGCUUCCUGCUUUGGGUUACAAAUCACCAGAUGCUAACACCACGUUGGCUCAAGAUUUCCUUGAAGAACAGAUACUGGAGUUUAAAAAAGUGUCACAAGUCUACUAUCCUCGCGAAUUUUCUAUACUGCAAUUGAAAGAGAAGAUAAGUUUCGUGAAAGCAUUGUUCAAUGUUGCUGAAACAGUUGUUUCAUUACACCAGAUGUCUAGAGCUAGUAAUAGAGAUCCAUUGCUACAUGAUCUACUUCCACAAAUAUCCAAUAUGAUGAAUAGGAAAGUGUCUAGCAAUGACUUCUUAAAAAUAGUGACUGUAUGGCCACAAGCGUAUAAGGUGGAUUACAACUCUAAUGGUGAACUCAUGGUGAAUCUACCAAAAAAGGACCCCUUGGCGAUGCUAACUAACAACUCCAGAAAACUUGAUUUUGUUAAAAAGUUGGAAGAAUGGUAUGAAAACGUAACGAAAUCACAAGAGAUCCCAGACGAUAUUCCUGUUUAUAAGAUUGGUAAAAGACGUGGCAGUGAUGGGCAGGGUUCCAUUUCCAUAGCGAAUACGAACAUCAAGUUAGCUAAUACAAGACCUAUUGCCUCACCAGCCAAAUACAUAAGUAAUCCAAAAGAAAAAUUCCAAAACUUAGAACGUCCUCACGACUCGCAGGAGAAUUUACUAGAGAGAUUAAGAGAAAGAGAGAGAAGAUCUGCCGCCCUUCUAUCACAGAGAAAACACAACUACGAACAAUUCUUAACUGUAAAGAUGAAACAGGUGUUUGAGAUCAUGUACUCAUUGAGACCGAAUGAACCUUACACUGCAACGUAUUUGGCUACCUUAACCGUGGAUAGCUUGCAAAAUAGUAAUAAUCCCGUUGGAUAUGAAGAAGCAACAGAUAUCCUUGACAGACUUGAACGUCUUUUGGGGGAUAUAUUGAUUGUUCAUACAGUUGAUGGUGGUCUCAAAGUAUACAGAUGGGAACUGCUCGACAGAGACCAGUUUAUGGAACUUCUUGACAAAUACAAGAAACAUAAUACUACGAAUAUGUAA